ACACAUCAGGCGUAUGUGACGCUGUGCACCAACGAUGCCUACGUCGUUGGCGCCAUGCUCUUGGCCCACAGCCUGCGACGCACGGGCACACGCCGACAAAUCGUAUGCAUGAUUACUGAGCAGGUCGCCGACUUUCAAAAGGAUCGCCUGCAAGACGUCUUUGACCGAGUCUUUACAGUGGAGGAGCUGGACAGCCAGGACCCCUUCCACCUGGGCCUCCUGCAACGACCUGAGCUUGGCGUCACCCUCACCAAGCUGCACGCCUGGAAACUGACGCACUACGACAACUGUGUUUUCCUCGAUGCUGACACGCUUGUUUUGACCAACAUUGAUGAGCUGUUUGAGCGCAAUUGCUUUGCCGCUGCCCCCGACAUUGGCUGGCCCGAUUGCUUCAACAGUGGUGUCUUCGUCUUUCAACCCUCCUCGGCCAAGUUUGAAGAUCUUGUCCGCCUGCUUGCUUCAACAGGCUCCUUUGAUGGUGGAGAUCAGGGACUGUUGAACGAGUAUUUUGCCGACUGGGCCACGCAGGGAGGUGAAGCACGCCUCCCUUUCGCGUACAACAUGACCGCCAAUGCCAGCUAUGGUUAUGCCCCUGCCUUUGAGCGUUUUAAAGCAGAUAUCAAAGUCAUUCACUUCAUUGGAGCACGCAAACCCUGGAUGGGCAUGCCUGACCCG
This is a messenger RNA of Monosiga brevicollis MX1, 675 nucleotides long. RefSeq lists its product as uncharacterized. Gene Ontology annotation, cellular component: cytoplasm. NCBI's taxonomy places the organism in Eukaryota, Choanoflagellata, Craspedida, Salpingoecidae. The record is from RefSeq and is a predicted model, not a curated record. The annotation marks the transcript as partial. Gene Ontology annotation, molecular function: glycosyltransferase activity. The transcript is spliced from 4 exons.